This is a messenger RNA of Menidia menidia (Atlantic silverside), 2404 nucleotides long. NCBI's taxonomy places the organism in Eukaryota, Metazoa, Chordata, Actinopteri, Atheriniformes, Atherinopsidae. The record is from the annotation of a GenBank genome assembly.
GGGUCUGGUAGAAUACGUAAAGAAGAAGUCUACGUCGCUCCCUCAUGACGCAAUUUAUCCGCGACUUUCAACCUGAGGCUGUUUAAUUUACAGGUUGGCGGCUGUUUGAGAGCUAAGUCAGUGAAGUUUCGUUUAAAAUGCUUAAAAAGAAAUCAAGCAGCUCCGAAAAGAAAAGGAAACACUCGCUUUCUCAAGAUCGACAGGAGGGAAGGAAACGGAGGAGUUCGGAGUUGCACUUGGAGGGCCCCAAGGAUGAGCUCGCCGACCCAGAGCUGGACAGGAUUGGCAGUGACAUCGAGGAAGGGGGGCUGGACCUCAGUCAAGCCUUCAAGCCCAUCACCGCUUACAUCAGUGACAAGAGGGAGGCCCUGGAGCAGUGCUUCCGUGUGUUAGGAGAGAAGAAGCUGCAGAAGAUGCUGCCGGACGAGCUCAAGGACUGUAGUUUAGAGGAAAUCAAAAGUCUUUGUUGGGAGCAGCUGGAACCGAUCUGCGAGAAACACCUCGUGCAGAUUUUAGCAGGAGAAGAUUUGUCACCUAGAAGUGGCAGCGAACACCCUGAAGGGGCCUUGGAAAGCCAGCAAGACAAUAAUGUCGACUCAACAUCUUGCCUGAAAGAAACGGCAAAAACAGAAGAGAAUAAGCAAGAAGGAGGGGGAUCUGGGGAGGAGAGCGACGUCCUGAGCAUCAACGCAGACACUUACGAUAGUGACAUAGAGGGACCCAAAGAGGAGCAGACGGCCAAAGCUGCAGCCGUGGCUGUCAAAGCAGGCGAUGCUGCAGGGGAAAGCUCGCAAACGGCUGUAGCUCCUGAACCAGCGAACUCUGAGCCAAAAAAAGACAUUCAGAGUGACAUAGACAAAAGCGUCAGUGAGAUUUUAGCGGUCUCUUCGGCCUCAAGCAAAGAGGAAUCUAAAGAAUUGAGUGUGCCGCCGCCGCCGUCUGCAGACGUCAGUCUGCCGGUGGAAGAGGCGCCAGCUCCGAGCGGAGACCCUGCGGUCAGCCAGCCCUCCGUCCAGCAGCUGGCCCUGCUGGAGCUGGAGAUGAGGGCCAGGGCCAUAAAGGCUCUGAUGAAAGCUAGCCAUGGGAAAAAGCCUAACGCAGCCAAGAACGAUUAGUUUGUUUUUAUAAAUGUUUAACUCAGUUUUACAGUUUUCAAUAACUUGAGUUUGAACUUUGGUUGAAUGAUACAAAUGAGCUUUAAAAACAUUUGCAUCUCUGAACAUCUUAAUUGUUCCACGAGUUUUGUUCAAACCUCAUUGUGUUUUUGCUCCAUAUUGGAAUGAUUUUCCUGUCAGUUUGAUGCUUUAAAAAAAAAAAAAAGCUGAAAUUUUCUGUAUGAAUUCUUUGGGGACGGAUAAACUGAAAUGCGUUUUCCUCCUUGGUCACUAGAUGGCAGUGACGCUCUGCCUCAGAACCCUCACCUUGCUCUGUUUGAUCAUUGCAGGGCUGCAAGUUUCGAUCUACCGUCUCACAUUAUACACAGAAUUCUUUCAGGCACCAUGAAAGUCAAUAUUUUUAAUAAUGUUACUUUGUAAUGCAGCUCUACUUGAAUUUGUGUUGGAGUGGAUCAGAAAGAUAUUAUUUUGUACGACCAAAUCUUGCAAUAAAGAACAGGUGGAAAAAAAUGUACUCAGCCAUUCAGAGACGGUCAGCAUGCAUAGAAAUACCAUAUGCUUCUAUCGUGUUUACUUCUGAUAAAUGUUAGCUCGGCUUGAGUACAUCUAAGCAAAAGACUACUUCUUCCUGUGGUAUUAACUGUGCAAAUGACUCAGAGACUUUGGUGUAAUCUGUCCUCAUGCAGGUUUGUUUCAGGAUAAACUGCAAAUGUCGUCUGUGUGUGUGUAUGAUUGAGAAGAAAGUUUGUGUGUAGUUAGAUGCAUUUGCAGAGCAAAACAUCUCUCUACCCCAAAGCAGACAAUGAAAUGUGAGAUAAGAAGCCAUUUUCCUCCUGGGUAUUUGCAUUUAAAAGGUUUAUUUCAUGGUAGAGGUGAAGGUGGGAGGGUUAAAUGUGUCAUUCUCUUUGCAUUUAUGUGUGCAGGUUUCAUUGCUCCCCUGGCUGAGGGGAAAAAUGUUUACUCCAGAAAGAGAUCUAGGCUUUUGCUGCCUGUGAUUGGUUAGUAUUUAUCGUGUCAUUUUACUGCUGUUAGAAUGCCAAUUAUGAGGGGUUUUCCUCUUAAAUGCAGCAAUGAAUUGAUUUUAAAGCAGACCACAAGUGCGAAAACGGGUUGAUGGAGGCAAGGUGAUACUUUGUGAAUUCAAAUGACGGUUAAAAUCCAUGUUCAAAUAUGAGGCCAGACGCUACUGUGAAUAGUGUUAAUAUGAAAGUUGAAAAGAGGUCAGUCCUAAAGCUGGUGCUGCCACCCUUCAUCUGCCUAAUUGGCACACCGUUCAUUCUGUUGGGGGG